GGUAUAUAAGGUGCGGUGUUUUGGGUUCGCUGUUUGUGGAUUGACGAGUUGGUAGUGUGGGAUUACUUUUGUUUGUUUGGUGAUUGUUAGAUAUUGGAUAAGUGUGUGAUUCGCAAGCAGCGAUUAUCUAAGUGUUGAGAGAAGAACGAGAAAAUGGACGGUAUACUAGGACCGCGCGAGCGCAUGGCGAAAGAGCACGGAACGGACGUCGAGCACGAAGCUGGCAGUAUGCACGCCGCCAGCAUAGAGAAAGGCGAUAUCUUGUCGUUGGAACACACAGAUCCAGUUCUAAACGCAAAGAUGCACCUCGUCAACAACGCCAUCGACGAAAUCGGCUUCACACGCCACCAAUGGAAACUCUUCAUCCUAAACGGCUUCGGCUACGCCGUCGACUCUCUAAUCCUGCUCAUCCAAUCCGUCAUAAACCGGCAAGCCCAGCUCGAAUUCAGACCCUCGUACAACAACGGGCUCGUCAUCGCCGCAUACGUCGGCAUGCUAGCCGGCGCGCUGUUCUGGGGCCUGGGCGCGGAUAUCAUCGGCCGCAAGAUUGCGUUUAAUUGGAGUCUGCUGAUCUGCAGCGUGUUUGCGAUUGUGGCUGGGGCGAGCCCGCGGUGGGAGGUUUUGGGGCUGUUUGUGUGUUUGAGUGCGUUUGGGGCCGGGGGGAAUCUGGUGCUGGAUACGGCGGUUUUUUUGGAGUAUUUGCCGAGUGGGAGGCAGUGGAUGUUGACGCUUAUGGCGGCUUGGUGGGGAAUCGGUCAACUCAUCGCUGGCUUCUUCGCCUGGGCUUUCCUCCCAAACUUCAGCUGCGAUGAUCCGCUUCUGUCCCCCGACGCGGGGCCUUGUACGCGCGCCAACAACCAAGGAUGGCGCUACUUGUGGUACGCGUCAGGCGCGCUCGUCUUCGUAAUGAGCAUCGCGCGCAUCACUGUAAUCCGGCUGAAAGAAACGCCCAAGUUCCUCGUCGGCGAGGGCCGAGACGCAGAGUGCGUCGAGACACUGCAAACCAUCGCCGCGAAAUACAACCGCCCCUGUUCCCUCACCCUCGAACAGCUCACCGCGUGCGGCACCCUGCACCGCACGCAGCACACGGGACUCGCGCGCUUCGGCAUCGGCGACAUAACCAUGCAUCUCAAGGGGCUAUUCAGCACGCGGAAGAUUGGGCUCAGCACGAGUUUGAUCUGGCUGUCCUGGACGCUAAUCGGACUCGCCUACCCCCUGUACAACGUGUUCCUGCCCGCAUACCUGGCAACCCGCGGCGCCGAGUUCGGCGACAGCAGCGCGUACACGACGUGGCGCAACUACACGCUGGUAAACUUCAGCGGGAUCUGGGGCCCCGUGCUGGCGGGCUUCAUGUGCCACACUGUGCUGGGGCGCAAGUAUACGAUGGUGAUUGGGGCGCUGGUUACGAUGGCGUUCUUCUUCGCGUUCACGCAUGUGCGCACUGCGGAUCAGAAUAUCGCGUUUAAUUGCGUGAUUAACUUCUGCUUGAAUGUGUAUUAUGGCACGCUGUAUGCGUAUACGCCUGAGGUGCUGCCGAGUGCGCAUCGGGGGACGGGGAAUGGUGUGGCGAUUGGGUGGAAUCGCGUUAUGGGGAUACUGAGCGCUGUUAUUGCGGAUGUGGCGGAUACAUCCACGCCCGUCCCGAUCUACAUCUGCGCGGCACUCUACGUGGUCAUGGCGGCCAUUGCGGCGAUUUUCCCCUUCGAGCCGUAUGGAAAGCGAAGCUCUUGA
Molecule: messenger RNA, 1731 nt
Organism: Dothidotthia symphoricarpi CBS 119687
Lineage: Eukaryota; Fungi; Ascomycota; Dothideomycetes; Pleosporales; Dothidotthiaceae
Product: membrane transporter
Exons: 4
Coding region: 154-1731 (525 amino acids)
Biological process (GO): transmembrane transport
Molecular function (GO): transmembrane transporter activity
Source: RefSeq, a predicted model, not a curated record